Sphenostylis stenocarpa is the source of this 1743-nucleotide messenger RNA. Lineage: Eukaryota; Viridiplantae; Streptophyta; Magnoliopsida; Fabales; Fabaceae. The record is from the annotation of a GenBank genome assembly.
AUGGCUAUGGCUUCUAUGAUUCAAUGUUCGGCUACUUCAUUCUCUGCAACUCGAAGAGGAGACUCUGCUGCCUUCUUUGCUCCCUGUUCUGCCCGUUUCACCAAGACCCACAAGUGUCGGGUUCGUUGCUCCUUAGAUGAUAAUGUUUCCGACAUGAGCGUUAAUGCGCCAAAAGGGUUGUUUCCGCCCGAACCUGAACAUUAUCGAGGACCGAAGCUGAAAGUGGCUAUUGUUGGAGCUGGGCUUGCAGGCAUGUCAACUGCAGUGGAACUCUUGGAUCAAGGCCACGAGGUUGAUAUAUAUGAGUCGAGGUCUUUUAUUGGUGGCAAAGUUGGUUCCUUUGUUGACAAACGUGGGAAUCACAUUGAAAUGGGAUUGCAUGUUUUCUUUGGUUGCUACAACAAUCUUUUCCGAUUGAUGAAGAAGGUGGGUGCACAUAACAAUCUACUUGUGAAGGAUCACACACACACUUUUGUUAACAAAGGAGGUCAAAUUGGAGAACUAGAUUUUCGAUUCCCAGUUGGAGCACCAAUACACGGGAUAAGGGCUUUUUUGACCACAAAUCAGCUUAAUUCCUAUGAUAAGGCUAGAAAUGCUGUGGCUCUUGCACUGAGUCCAGUUGUCAAAGCUCUUGUCGAUCCAGAUGGUGCACUGAGGGACAUAAGGAAUUUGGAUAGUAUUAGCUUUUCAGAUUGGUUUUUAUCUAAAGGUGGCACACGCAUGAGUAUUCAAAAAAUGUGGGAUCCAGUUGCCUAUGCCCUUGGGUUUAUUGACUGUGAUAAUAUCAGUGCCCGCUGCAUGCUCACCAUAUUCGCAUUGUUUGCCACAAAGACUGAGGCUUCACUUUUGCGAAUGCUGAAGGGUUCACCAGACGUUUAUCUGAGUGGCCCCAUCAGGAAGUACAUCACGGAUAGAGGGGGCAGAUUCCACCUUAGGUGGGGAUGCAGAGAACUACUUUAUGACAAAUCCGUUGAUGGGAGUAUUUAUGUUACAGGACUUUCCAUGUCGAAGGCUACUGCCAAGAAAAUUGUGAAAGCUGAUGUUUACGUUGCUGCUUGUGAUGUCCCCGGAAUCAAGAGAUUAAUUCCAUCAGAGUGGAGGGAACAAGAGUUUUUCAAUAAUAUCUAUGAACUAGUUGGAGUUCCUGUAGUCACUGUGCAACUCAGAUACAAUGGUUGGGUUACAGAGUUGCAGGAUCUAGAAAAGUCAAGGCAACUGAGGACAGCUGUUGGGUUGGAUAACCUUCUCUACACACCCGAUGCAGAUUUUUCUUGCUUUGCAGACCUGGCCCUUUCAUCUCCAGAAGAUUAUUACAUUGAGGGACAAGGAUCGUUGCUCCAAUGUGUUCUGACCCCAGGAGAUCCAUACAUGCCCUUAUCAAAUGACGAAAUCAUUGCAAGGGUAGCUAAACAGGUUUUGGCACUGUUCCCAUCAUCUCAAGGUUUGGAAGUGACUUGGUCUUCUGUUGUUAAAAUUGGCCAAUCUCUGUACCGCGAGGGACCUGGCAAAGAUCCAUUUAGGCCAGAUCAAAAGACGCCAGUGAAGAAUUUCUUUCUCGCUGGCUCUUACACAAAACAGGACUACAUAGACAGCAUGGAAGGUGCAACUUUAUCUGGCAGACAAGCUUCGGCCUAUAUCUGUGAUGCCGGGGAAGGAUUGGUGGCAUUGCGGAAGGAGCUUGAUGCCAAGUUCAAAGACGACCUAAAUUUUACAAAUACUAAAGAUGAAUUGAGCCUAGUAUGA